This is a messenger RNA of Onychostoma macrolepis, 4653 nucleotides long. RefSeq names its product kinesin family member 5B, a (gene kif5ba). Gene Ontology annotation, molecular function: ATP binding; microtubule motor activity; microtubule binding. The record is from RefSeq and is a predicted model, not a curated record. Bases 207 to 3122 code for a protein of 971 amino acids. The transcript has 26 exons. Lineage: Eukaryota; Metazoa; Chordata; Actinopteri; Cypriniformes; Cyprinidae. Gene Ontology annotation, biological process: microtubule-based movement.
GGUGACGAGUACGAGGUGACGUCACCGAACCGGAGGCCGGGUGAUCCUCCGACGCGGCUCUUUCUGUGAGUCACACGGGCCGGGAAACAACAGCCCAGGCCGGGAUUUUGGAGCGAGGCGGUGUCCCCACCCCUCCGUCCGUGUCUGUAUCCGUCUGUGUGCGUGUGAUCUGGCCGGUGUUCUCGUGAUUCGGUAACCGGGGGAAGAUGGCGGACCCGGCGGAGUGCACCAUUAAAGUCAUGUGCCGUUUCAGGCCAUUGAAUAGCUCGGAGGUGACGAGGGGGGACAAAUACAUCCCCAAGUUUCAGGGAGAGGACAGCGUCGUGAUCGGGGGUAAGCCGUACGUGUUUGACAGAGUUUUCCAGUCCAACACGUCUCAGGAGCAAGUGUACACGGCCUGCGCUCAACAAAUCGUCAGAGAUGUACUUGGUGGCUAUAAUGGAACCAUUUUUGCCUACGGUCAGACAUCCUCUGGCAAAACGCACACAAUGGAGGGAAAUCUCCAUGACACAGAUGGAAUGGGAAUCAUUCCCAGAAUUGUGCAAGACAUCUUUAACUACAUUUACUCUAUGGAUGAAAACCUGGAGUUCCACAUUAAAGUGUCAUAUUUUGAGAUUUAUCUGGAUAAGAUUCGGGACCUGUUGGAUGUUUCAAAGACUAAUUUAUCUGUACAUGAAGACAAAAACAGGGUUCCUUAUGUCAAAGGCUGCACCGAGCGAUUUGUUUCCAGUCCAGAUGAAGUGAUGGACACUAUUGACGAGGGCAAAUCCAACAGACAUGUAGCUGUGACAAACAUGAAUGAACACAGCUCCAGGAGUCACAGUAUCUUCCUGAUCAAUGUGAAGCAGGAGAACACGCAGACCGAACAGAAGCUCAGUGGGAAACUCUACCUGGUCGACUUGGCAGGCAGUGAGAAGGUCAGUAAAACAGGAGCUGAAGGCGCUGUGCUGGAUGAAGCCAAAAACAUCAACAAGUCUCUGUCAUCUCUGGGCAACGUGAUAUCGGCCUUAGCCGAGGGCUCGACAUACGUUCCAUACAGAGACAGUAAAAUGACAAGGAUCUUGCAGGAUUCUCUGGGUGGAAACUGCAGGACCACCAUCGUCAUCUGCUGUUCUCCUUCUUCAUAUAACGAGGCCGAGAGCAAAUCCACCCUCAUGUUCGGACAGAGAGCCAAGACUAUUAAGAACACAGUGAUUUUGAAUGUAGAGCUGACAGCAGAGCAAUGGAAGAAGAAAUAUGAGAGAGAGAAGGAACGAAACAAGAGCCUUCGAAACACCAUCACAUGGCUGGAGAACGAACUCAACCGCUGGAGAAAUGGUGAAACUGUACCUGCAGAGGAGCAAUUUGAUAAGGAGAAGAUUAAUGCUGAAGUGUUGGCGCUGGAUAACACAAUUAAUAAUGAUAAAUUUGCAUCCACACCAAGCAUGCCGCCCAUGCCAGGGAUGCUCGGGGCCCGACUCACCGAUGUUGAGAAGGAAAAAUGUGAGGUUGAGCUCGCCAAACUUUACAAGCAGCUUGAUGACAAGGAUGAAGAGAUUAAUCAGCAGUCUCAGCUGGUGGAGAAGCUCAAGCAGCAGAUGUUGGACCAGGAAGAGUUGCUGGCCUUGUCACGAAGAGACCAUGAUAACCUGCAGGCAGAGCUGACUCGUUUACAGCUGGAGAAUGAGGCAUCUAAAGAGGAGGUGAAGGAGGUGCUGCAGGCCUUGGAGGAGCUCGCUGUCAACUAUGACCAGAAAAGUCAGGAGGUGGAGGACAAAACCAAGGAGUUUGAAGCCCUCAGCGAAGAACUUGGUCAGAAAUCUAGUACCCUGGCGUCUAUAGACUCAGAGCUGCAGAAACUGAAAGAAAUGGCCAAUCACCAGAAGAAGAGGGUAACUGAGAUGAUGUCAUCACUGCUCAAAGAUCUGACUGAGAUUGGCAUUGCUGUGGGCAACAAUGACAUCAAGCAGCAUGAAGGCAGUGGUCUUAUAGACGAAGAGUUCACUGUAGCCAGACUCUACAUCAGUAAGAUGAAGUCAGAAGUCAAAUCGAUGGUCAAACGUUGCAAGCAGUUGGAAAACACUCAGUCUGAGAGCAACAAAACGAUGGAUGAAACUGAGAAGGAGCUUGCAGCAUGCCAGUUACGCAUCUCCCAGCUUGAGGCGAAAAUUAAAUCUCUGACGGAGUAUCUGCAGAAUGUAGAGCACAAGAAGAGACAGCUGGAGGAGGAUGUGGACUCUCUCAAUGAGGAACUGGUCAAAAUCAAUGCACAGGAGAAGGUUCAUGCAAUGGAGAAAGAGAGUGAGAUUCAGAGUGCCAAUGAGGUGAAGGAGGCGGUUGAGAAGCAGAUCCAGAGUCACAGGGAGGCCCAUCAGAAACAGCUCAGCAGUCUGAGAGACGAACUGGAAACCAAAGAGAAACUCAUUACAGACCUACAAGAUCUGAAUCAGAAGAUCUUGUUGGAGCAGGAGCGUUUGAGGGUAGAACAUGAAAAACUCAAAUCCACCGACCAGGAGAAGAGCCGCAAACUGCACGAGCUCACUAUGAUGCAGGACCGCAGAGAACAGGCCAGACAGGAUCUGAAAGGCUUGGAGGAGACUGUGGCCAAAGAGCUGCAGACUCUACACAACCUCAGGAAACUGUUUGUUCAGGAUCUGGCGACUCGUGUGAAAAAGAGUGCAGAGAUGGACUCUGAUGAAACUGGUGGCAGUGCUGCUCAGAAGCAGAAGAUCUCUUUCCUGGAAAACAAUCUAGAACAACUCACCAAGGUCCACAAACAGCUGGUGCGUGAUAAUGCUGACCUGCGCUGUGAGCUUCCUAAACUGGAGAAGCGUCUGCGGGCAACAGCGGAGCGUGUGAAGGCUCUAGAGUCGGCACUCAAAGAGGCCAAAGAGAACUCGGCCCGUGACCGCAAGCGCUACCAGCAAGAGGUGGACCGCAUCAAAGAGGCCGUGAGAGCCAAAAACAUGGCCCGCAGAGGACACUCCGCACAGAUAGCUAAACCCAUCAGGCCUGGACAGCAACCAGUAGCUUCUCCUACACACCCCAGCAUGGUGCGUGGAGGUGGUGGUGGCGGCGUGCUCUACCAGAACAGCCAACCUAUGCCUAUCAGAGGAGGUGGCGCUAAACAAGAGAAGAGCUGAAAAUGAUUUUUUCCCUCACUACCAAUGCUGCAAGAAUGCAAGAAAUCUUCAUGGAAAUCUGUCAUUCCAUUAACAUGAUCCCUCCUGCUGGUGCACAUGGGAGGACGUCCAAAUCGAAAUAUUCAUGGCUGUACAGUUCCACUCCCCAUCUUUUUCCUCCAAAGCAAAUUAUUUUAUGAAUAUUGCACUCUCACACUUGCACCAAAAAUGAUAUAAAAAGGAAAUCAAGAAAUAAAUGUAAGCAAAGUGAACAAUUGACACAGAAGCCAGUGCAAUCAGCUCUAAUCAAUCUUCAGCUGCUCUCUGCACACCUGUAACCUCUGAUUAAACUACUGCCUGAUAACUGUGCAAAAGACCUCGCUCCUGGCUUGACUUCAUAUGGGUCAGCGUCUAGACUGCAGCAAGCUUGAAUAAAAAAAAUCCCUGAAUAGAGAAUAUACAAGCGUGCUCGGCAGCGGAUCUCCUGUAUCACUACAAACUCAGAUAUUCCUGUGUGGAAGUAUUCUGAACAGAUUCAGAUCUUUGUGUAGUAACUAAUGGUUCUAAAUGGGAGGGUGGAGAGGAUUGUAGACACGAGUAACCAGGCCUUACACAGCAGGCUAAUGCUGGAAGCAUCUCAAUGUAAACUUACGGUUGCAAAGGCUAAUGGUUUGUUUUUGUUGUUUUUUAGUCAAACAGUUGAAGGUUGUCCUGUCCUGCUUUUCACACAGUUCACAUUGUGCAUAUCCAAAUUCUUCUUUUAAGAGUCAUAAAUGUUUGUAUUUAAGAUGUCUGUGUAUUAUUCAUACUUUUUCUUCCUGCAUCUUCUCUAAUACAUCACUUUGUAUUUGGAUUUGUACGUUUAAGUGGUCAGCUGACAUCUGUAGAAGUCCUCAUGUGACGUCACUGCUUGCUUGCUCCGCCACUGUUACUGAUCAGCCAAUCAGUUUAGCAGAAUGAUGGUGUGUGUGGGCUUAUGUGUCAUACUUUAAUAACUUGCAUCUCCUUGAGGACAUUGCAGACAUUUGUUGCUUUUUUGAAUUUUUUUGAGGACAUAAUUCCUAAUUUGAAUCAUUAUUGUUCAAGCUAGCCUUAAAUAUUUUUGUUUAGACUUACUUUACACUCCUGAUAUUGUUAAAGGAAUGCUUAUGAAUUGUGAAUUACAGGACAUCACAACCUUCUGUAUCAUUUUCAACUUUAUUGCUUUCUGGGUGUUUUGUACCUUUAAGCGACAUCACAAGGACCAUUGAAAGUGCAGUUGUGUUAUUAGCCCUAAAUUCUUCCCUUUUCAGUGCAUGAAGGAUAAUUAAUUGACGUUCAUGGGGAAUGCCACACAUUUAAUUAAACUUAAAAUAAUAGCUAAUUUUUUUUAUUACUGUGUAAUAGUAACUCCAUGACUUGUUGACCGAGCGUUCCACCGAUGGAUCAUUCCAACUGUACAAGGUGUUUUUGGAAGAUUCUGGUUGAAGGAAAAGAAUGAGGGGAUGAAAUUACUGAUGACACUUUUUCUGGAUGAACUGCAUGUAUGUGUGAUUAAAACAAUAUUCUGAAA